AUGAGUACCAAGGAAAAUGAAGAACCGAGUUUUGUUAAACAAAAGUUUGAUCCUAGUAAUCCUUCGACGUAUUCUACGAAAAAAGGAGGACGGUUUUGCUUGGAUGAUUUCGAAAUAGGUCGCCCUCUGGGAAAAGGUAAAUUUGGAUCAGUUUACCUGGCUCGUCUCAAGAAAAACGGGUUUCUGGUCGCUUUGAAGGUUCUUUUCAAGAGUCAAUUGAAAAAGAGCAGUGUUGAGCAUCAACUUCGAAGAGAGAUCGAAAUUCAAGGGCAUCUGCGGCAUCCUAACAUUCUCCGGAUGUAUACUUAUUUCUGGGAUGAAAAGAGAAUCUACUUGGUGUUGGAGUACGCGCAGGGUGGAGAAAUGUACAAAGUUCUCAAAAAAGCGAAUAGAUUUGAUGAAACUACGGCUGCUGUGUUCAUGUUCCAAAUGGCUGACGCACUCAAGUACUGCCACGAGAAGAAAGUUAUUCAUAGAGAUAUCAAGCCAGAAAACUUACUGAUAGGGGAUAAUGGAGAGUUGAAGAUUGCUGAUUUCGGAUGGAGUGUCCAUGCUCCAAAUCAAAAACGACAAACAAUGUGUGGUACUUUGGAUUACUUACCGCCGGAGAUGGUACUGGGUGAGGAACAUCGAGAAUAUGCGUACUCUGCUAUGAGUUUCUUAGUCGGUACACCUCCGUGCGCGGUACCAGCAGCGCAGGUCUCGACGGAUUCUGCUAGCACCUACAGAGCCAUCCGGAAUGUGAUGAAUCACGAGUGGGUGCAAUUCCACCUUCAAAAGCGACAGGAGAAGUCAUCAAAUUCCAAGACAUCAAGGAGAGUGCACGCGUCCGAUAACUUCUAA
This is a messenger RNA of Cooperia oncophora, 843 nucleotides long. The record is from the annotation of a GenBank genome assembly. Lineage: Eukaryota; Metazoa; Nematoda; Chromadorea; Rhabditida; Trichostrongylidae.